CUUUCCCAGCGUGCUCCGGGGCACGGCGCGGGGUGGCUGCUGCUUACACAAAGGGGCUGCGCGGAGGAAAUGGCGGCCGUGGGGACUGAGGGCAGCGGCAAAAUGGAGGAGACGGCGGCGGCGGCUAACGGGGCGGGCAGCGCCGGGGACGGGCCCCCUAAGAGUGAAGGUGAACGACCAAGCCAGAAUGAAAAAAGGAAAGAGAAAAGUGUCAAAAGAGGGGGAAAUCGUUUUGAGCCAUAUGCCAACCCUGCUAAAAGAUACCGAGCUUUUAUCACAAAUAUUCCAUUUGAUGUGAAGUGGCAAUCUCUCAAAGACCUGGUCAAAGAGAAAGUUGGUGAGGUAACAUACGUGGAGCUCUUAAUGGACGCUGAAGGAAAGUCAAGGGUAAGUGAUUGAGAGAAUUUCUUCUGUGGAUUUUACUACAUGACAAAUGUAAUUGUAUGGUGGCGUGGAACCAAAUGAAAUCAAGAAGGUAGUGUGUAUGGAUAGUGGCUAUAUAUCUAGGCACUGCCCAAAGCCCCUUGUGGGAUGGGGAGGAGGUGGGAAGGGAUGUGCAGAUAGUAUCAGCAUUGUGCUCAGUCGGUGUUGGCUGUGAGUGAAUUAUGCAUGGACCCUAGCAGUAUCUACAGUGGUAUGUUAACGUAAAACGUCAUUUGUAGUUGUUGAAUUUAUAAGUUCAGUGUGCAAAAGCAGGUUCUGUAAACAUGACACUUCCCAUGCUAGUUAAUAUAAGGCAAAUCUCUAAACUUAAGACAUGCAUAGCUUUAGUAGGUGUCAAGCUACUUUCUGUUAAGUGAAGGAAUGUUUUAGCAAAAUCAUAAUAGGAACUCACUUAAGUGUACUGAAAGGAUAUGGAUUGAGGAUGAAGGAACAUGGUGAGGAUUUUGACAGGCUACAGAGAACAGGAAAUGUUAAGUGUGUGGUGUUUUCUUGGAGAACCUGGACUUAGUUUUGCUUAUUACAACUUCAAAAAUUACAGUACAAUCCUGAUAAUGUGUAGGAGUUAAUAUUUUUUGGAAUCCAGGUAACGAAGGUUAUA
Messenger RNA from Malaclemys terrapin pileata, 1042 nucleotides. Its product is annotated as heterogeneous nuclear ribonucleoprotein M-like. Gene Ontology annotation, molecular function: mRNA binding. Gene Ontology annotation, cellular component: cytoplasm; post-mRNA release spliceosomal complex; nucleus. Gene Ontology annotation, biological process: regulation of mRNA stability involved in response to oxidative stress; alternative mRNA splicing, via spliceosome. The transcript is spliced from 3 exons. The record is from RefSeq and is a predicted model, not a curated record. The coding region runs from base 70 to 399 and encodes 109 amino acids. NCBI's taxonomy places the organism in Eukaryota, Metazoa, Chordata, Testudines, Emydidae.